Messenger RNA from Cuscuta europaea, 476 nucleotides. The record is from the annotation of a GenBank genome assembly. NCBI's taxonomy places the organism in Eukaryota, Viridiplantae, Streptophyta, Magnoliopsida, Solanales, Convolvulaceae.
AAAAAAACCUAUAAAUUCUCCUACUCUUAAACAUUUUUUCAUAUCUCUUCUCCAAUUCUUCCUAAAUCCUAUUCUUAACUCUCUACUCUCUAAUUCUCUUAUUCUCCAAUAUAUUAUAUAUCUACUCUCUAAUUCUCUUCUCCAAGAAGUUAAGAUGGAAAAUCAAAAUGCCAUUAUACGGUAUAAUUUUGAUAAGCAGAAGGACCCGAAGACCGGGAUGUGGUACGCAAUUUGUAAAUGGUGCGAAAAAAAAUGUAUUAUGGGGGCUUCAGGCGGAUUCGGGAUGGCAAUCAAGCAUAUGAAGUCAUGUGACAAAGCCAAAGGAUCGGGAGGGAGAAAGUGUUAUUAUAUAACAUCGAGAAGGAAAAGCGGUAUUAUAUGAAUCACAUUCCAAAUUGGGAGAGAAUUAAUGAGGCACACCAACAUUGAUGUUUGUAAGGGCGACACCUAGCAAUGAAUGAAUGAUAAGAAACAGA